This is a messenger RNA of Chilo suppressalis (striped riceborer), 14417 nucleotides long. Lineage: Eukaryota; Metazoa; Arthropoda; Insecta; Lepidoptera; Crambidae. The record is from the annotation of a GenBank genome assembly.
CAGAAAUUGCAAGUCAGCCCAACCUUACUCGUCCCGAUGGUUCGUUCGCAAACAAUGCCCGCUACCAUGUUUUGUGAAAGCCCGUCACAUGAAUGACGUAGUAAUAUACGUCAACAACAGACGUGACUCGAUGACGUUUAUGAUAUAGGGUAACUACAUACCUACUCAUAAAUCAAAUUCAAUACUUUCUUUUGAAAUCAAGUGAAACUUAACAUACCAGUAAUGAACGACUUUAUUUACUUUAAUUUUCUAGCAGUAUUUGGAAGAACAGCUAUAUAUCGUAGUACACUUCAAUUCAUACAUUCUAGCGAACAAUACGUUAUUUACACAAAAUCAUAAAUAAAUAUAUAAGUACAAUGUAACCUCAACACAAUGUGCAUAAAAUACGAAAACAAGCAUAUAGGUGUAAUAAUAAACGGCUACAACCCUGUUACCCUACUAAUAUUAUAUUGUAAAUGUUUAUUAGUGUGUUUGUAUGUUUGUUACUCAAUCACGCAAAAACACCUGAACGGAAAUAUUCGUAUGGUACGCAUAUAGUUUAUGUCCUGGAUUGAGACGAAGGAUACUUUUUAUCUCGGAAAAAUGACAGGUUCUUGUGGGUUUAAAAAAACAGUUUACGCAGACGAAGUCGCUGGCGGCCGCUAGUAGCCUAAAAUUUAGUAGUAAAUACUUGCGAUACCGUUGCACUUAAAUGAAUGCUGUCACUGAAAUGUAUUAAAAGCUUUAUUAAAAUCAAACUGCACUGAGCAGUAACCAUGACUCAACUGUUUACAGGAUAAAAUAAAAAAAGGUUUUGUAACGUUUAAAAACGAUUAUUUGCCAAGUUUAUUUUUUACAAACGAGUCAAGAAGUAAAUCAAUAAAUUAAUAGGUAGUUCACAGACGUCACUGCGAUUAGAUGCCGUUAAUACGAUUAGCUGAAUGGCUCAAGACAAGAAUGAUAGUGGUUGCCGUAGCAUUCAUUUCCUUAAUAUCCAAUAGGUUUUAGGUUGACCUUAAUUUUUGGUAUAUUUGUAGAAAUUAUGUGAAUAGUUUCUUUUUUUGCUCCAGAAAUAUGAAAAAAGAACAAGAGAAAUACGAUAUCAUUGUUAUUCAGUACUAUUAAUAUGAGCAACUGUUUCUUUUUUUACCCUCCAAUCAUGCUGUAUUUAAUAUCUAUUAAAUAUAGUUGCCAUACAACAACGAACGUUGCUGGUUUACAAGUAUAUAAGUAUCUUGGAAUAAAGUUUUUUUUCCAGUUCUUUCUCAAGCCGGCAAAUUAUAAUAAAAUCAUGAUGGAAUAAACAGUGGUUUCGGUGUCAUUAAUCUUUACGUUUUUAAAUCGUAGUAACACGAAGAAAAUAAAUGUGAUAGUCACGCUGAGCGAACAAUAAGUUAUCUACAUAGUCAAUGUGACCCCGUAUGUCGUUAUAACUGUAGUUAAUGUACGCAGGCAACGUUUACAAGAGGUGUUAACUAUUUAAUCAUAUUUGGGGUAUUAGUAGUUUAACAGCCAUAUCACCAUCAAAUUUUCAGUGCAUAUAGUCAGCAUAUCGAGCGUUCACGUAACACCAACUAGCCAUUGACCCACUAAACCUCAGUAUGCAAAGAAGAAAGAAAAUUAGUAAAUAGACCAAGGUCCUCUGUCAAUAAUAAAUGAUGGUGCGUGGUGCGAUGGUGUGCGGCGGAGGACGGCGGCCGGCGGGAGGCACGAGAAUGCCCGCGCUGCGCCCGCACCCGCGCCCGCGCCCGCCGCCCGCCGCGCCGCAGUGUUCCGCCGCCCUCGCGCCGCCCGCCCGGCUGCACCAUGCCCCUACUCGAGGACAUCCCCGCAUGCCCGAAUGCCCGUUCACAUCCUACUCCCCGCGCCUAACACGACGACACUCGAAACUUUCACAUCCGCCAGUGCAGUGCCAGUGACAACAAAACAAUAUGCUGAUUAAAAUUCAUAAAACGAAUCUCGUAGCUCACUUGAAAGUUGUUAAAUAUUGCGAGUAAAACGACGUGAAUAAUAAUCGAACAAAGAAAUGUGUUUACAAAGAAAAUUAUUUUAAGGGGAUUUUGUUUAGAGUGAUUUAAACUGUAAUAAAAGAUGAAUUUAAAUGAUAACAAUGAGGAAAUAAUUUAAAACAUAUGUGAAAAAACAUAAUCAACGCAAACCCGACGAUCAGUUGUGGUCAUGGAAAACGGUGCCUUAAAAUAUGGGAGCAACAACAACAAUAAUGAUAUACUGGAAGAGAAAGUGGUAUUAUCGCUGGGGGCGACGGGGCCCAAAGGGACAACGCAGCCUUCACAUCCCUGCACUAUCCUCCACCACUCUCCUUACAAGGCCGCUUGGGAUUGGCUGAUCCUUAUUCUCGUGAUCUACACUGCAAUAUUCACGCCCUAUGUCGCCGCUUUCCAACUCAACGAGCCCGACUUUGACAAGCGCUCGCGCAGCUUCGGCGAAGACCCUAUCGUCGUCAUCGAUAUGAUAGUCGAUGUGACGUUCAUAAUUGACAUCCUGAUAAACUUCCGGACGACGUAUGUUAACGCGGCGGACGAGGUUGAGUCGGACCCUGCCAAAAUCGCAAUGCACUACCUGCGCGGCUGGUUCGUCAUCGAUCUGGUGGCCGCCAUCCCCUUCGACCUGCUCCUCUUCGGCACCGACACCGACGAAACGACGACGCUGAUCGGCCUCCUGAAGACCGCACGCCUGCUGCGGCUCGUACGAGUCGCGCGCAAAAUUGACAGAUACUCCGAAUAUGGCACUGCCGUCCUUCUACUUCUUAUGGCCACGUUUGUGCUUAUUGCACACUGGCUGGCAUGCUUGUGGUACGCUAUUGGUAGCUGGGAACGACCGCAGCUACAUGCUCCUAUUGGAUGGCUGGACGCGCUUGCAAAUGAUGUUCAAGCAUCUUAUGACAAUUCUACGGGCCCCUCCAUGAGAUCUCGCUACAUCACUGCCUUGUACUUUACGUGCACUUCGUUGACAAGCGUUGGAUUCGGAAAUGUCGCACCUAACACCGACAUGGAAAAAGGAUUUACGAUAUUUGUCAUGCUUGUAGGAUCUCUCAUGUAUGCUAGUAUCUUCGGUAAUGUGUCAGCGAUAAUACAACGAUUGUAUUCAGGAACAGCUAGAUAUCACACACAGAUUCUGAGAGUACGUGAAUUCAUCCGAUUUCACCAGAUUGCAAAUCCUCUCCGGCAACGCCUAGAGGAAUAUUUCCAACACGCUUGGAGCUACACUAACGGCAUCGAUACUUCUAGUGUUUUGAAGGGCUUCCCUGAAUGUUUGCAGGCUGAUAUUUGCCUGCAUCUUAAUCGUAAUUUACUAGCUAACUGUUCUGCAUUUGAAGGAGCUAGCCCAGGUUGUCUUAGGGCUCUAUCUUUAAGAUUUAAAACAACGCACGCACCCCCUGGUGAAACUUUAGUUCAUCGUGGUGAUGUUCUGACCUCAUUGUACUUCAUAUCCAGAGGCUCGAUUGAAAUUCUGAAAGACGAUAUUGUCAUGGCUAUUCUAGGGAAGGACGAUGUCUUUGGCGAAAACCCGUGCGUGCACCCGACGGUGGGACGCAGCAACUGCCGCGUGCGCGCGCUCACAUACUGCGACCUGCACCGCGUGCACAGGGACGACUUGCUCGACGUGCUGGACUUCUAUCCCGAGUUCCGGGCCUCCUUCGUCAACAAUCUGGAGAUCACUUACAACAUGCGUGAUGAGGAACUCGGCGGCAUAGAACCACGUCGGCGUAUGAAGUACGAGAACCCUAACGACGCGCGCCUGCUGCGUGAGGCCUACGCGCGCACCACACGUCGUCCACACACCGAGACCUUCGCUGAGAAAGUGGACUCUCAGUGUAGCGACGACGAUACAGAGUCGCCUCCAAGUCGAGGUAUAUUAGAAUUUUCAACCGACAAAGCUGGACAAGAUGUCACUCCCCUUAACUUCAACUUUAGUAAACAGAGAUCGACAACUCUUAACUCCAUCACUGGCAUGCUAGCGCAACUAAAACGGAGCUUCCCAGACCUCUACCAUCAUAAAACACACCAGCCGCUCCACAACAAGUAUUCUCAAUCAACGCCACAAACAUACCGUGGUCGGGCAGCAGUACGUCGGCAAUCGUCGGUGGGGCCUCUGCACGAUACGUCACCGCUGACGGGGCAAGCGGCUGGCGAGCCGGCCGUAAGCACGCCGGCGCACAGCGCCACGCUACCAGUGUCGAGUCUCAGCACGAACCCCAGCUCAUACUACACUAACGCAUCGCCCAGCCCGCCUGCGCCCGUGCACGUCUCCUGCGACGAUAUUCUCGCGCCCGCGCCUUCCUCUGCUGCACGCACGCCGUCGUCACGCUCAGCGCCACACUCCGCAGUCAACCUUCAUCAAACUGGGCGACCUGCCGCUCUCGCUUUUGCCAGCGAAAGAUCGCAAGCGCAGGAAACCGUAUCGCCUCAGUAUCAGAACGUUGGCCCUGCUGCAACAGCGGCAUCGGUGGCGACGGUGUUAACAAGACUGGAGGAGUUGAGCCGGCGCGUGGCAAUGCUUGAGUCGGGUCUGACGUCCGACGUGCGGCGGAUCCUGCAGCUGCUGCAAGCGCGGGACCCCCUCCACCAUAACACGCAGCCGGCACACACUCCUGCGCAGCCAUUGCCUAAAGCUUCGUUAUCGGUGCCGCAAACUAAUGAUAACCAGUGGGAGUGGAGCUGGAACGGCGAGCGGGAGCGUGAGCGAGGUCGGUACGCGCGCGAUCGCGGGGACCGCACGCCCGGCGUGCAGCGGUCCGCGUCCGAACCGCACGCGCCCCUGCCACCAGCCCUGCCGCCGCCCCCUCACUCACACUCUUUCUACAGGUAGUGUGAGGCAGGCGAGACGAGCGCUCCCCGCUCUCGGCCGUCGACACGCUCGCUCGCAGAGUCCGCGUCGUGCGGGUCCCUGGCGGGCGGUGGCGGCGGCGGUGGCAGCGCCGGCGGUGGCGGCGGCGGGCUGGGUGCGCUCGGGCGCGGCCUCGACGUGGCCACCCGCCCUCCGCCACGCGCGCACUUCCACUUCUGCCGACGCAUCACGCGCGUCCGCCUCGACGACGCCCGAACUUUCCUCUAAAGCGGCCCCACCCGACGCAUGGACCAAUUUUAUAUACUUUCGUUAAACGCCUAAAUUAACAAACACGUCCUCGCGAUAUCGCGACCGGGCACCGCCCCGCCCGUGUCGAGUCCGUUCGUAUUUAAAUGUUUCAUGAUCGCUUUAGUAAAUACUAGAAGACAGCCGGUAUCGAUUAGAGAGCUGUAAGGACUCAGAGCGUCGAUGUUAGUACCUAUUGUGAGUUGCACGAGUGGUUCGAAAUGCAAUAAGUGAUGGAUAUAUUGGGUGCUUUAAUUUUAUGUAAUUUAUGGGCUUUUAAUAUAAGCCAUUAUUGAAUAUUAUGUAUGAGUAUGGUACUUCAUUGUACAAUAGCACUAUCUGACAGUAUUAUUCUACAAUCACGUUCAAUAUUUUACAUCGAUAGAUGGACUAUCCAGAUACGCGUUUAUCUCAAUAUCGGAAUUUAUUUAAGAUCUCAGCAGUUUCAGGUUGAGGUUAUAAGACUGAAAGACUACGUAAUACUUACCAUGAACUGUAUUUCCAGAAGAGAGUAAUGAUAAACGCUUUCUACCCGUCCUUGCUCCUUGCCUUUACAUAGUAGCUAGGUAUGUCUUGCACUACUAUGUUCACUAUUAUUGAAACUCCUAAUGGAAGUGCGUUUAUGAAGUUCACUUGGCAUUAAGGUACUUAUACCAAAGCAUUAUCUUUGAUGAUGCGUAGCUAUACAAAAUGUUAUUCAUUCUAUUUUUGACAAUAUGUAUACGUUUGAAAAAAACGUUUACUAAUAAAAAAAAUGUACAGAAUUAUGUCAUCAAAGUGUUAAUAAUGAAAACAUUCCAACUAAGUAUAAAUUAAAUACCUUCAUUGUUUACACUAUUUACUUGUGUAAUUUAUUGUUAACAUGGCUCAACUUUCUGACUUUGUGUUUUGAUGUGUACCUACCUAUUGUAGUAACAAAUUAAGAAUUUUGCCCAUAUAUCAUUAUAAGCAAUAAUAAAAGCCGCCAUGAUACUUAUAAGGAAGUAAAUCGCGAUUAUUAUUGUGUAAGUAAAUCAUAAAAUUUAAAACAAAUUCAGAUAGUGCUACAUACCUACUUAUAUUACCUAUGUGGUUACUUAUAUUAUAGACAGACCAUUAUAACAGUCACAAUAAGUGAAACAUAAAACACAGUAAAUGUUCUAGCUACCUACUAUACAAAAAUAUUUACAUGAAAUUGUCGACAAUCGAGUAUUCAAAAUGACCCAUUCAUACGACAACGUUGUGGAAAUCACAAUAAAACCAAUGGUAAAAAUUAUUAUCACGUGAACGUUAACGUUAAUAAAUGUAUUAUAUUAUAUUCAGCUUUACAAAACUCCAGUUUAGCUAAAUUUUCAAAAUCAAUAUCCUUUCCUUAUUAUUUCGCCGGACUUACAGACACUAUUAUUUUUAUAUCAGUGUAAUAACUGACUCUUUACUAUUUAAAUAUAACUAUAAAGUAUAAUCAUUACUGUAGACGGGGGUAAAUUAUAGAGAGGUACAUACAGUUAAAAGACUACAAACAAGUGCUCGCCUAUGAAUAGUUAAUUAUUCCUGAAUAAUAAUAAUGGUGUCGGUGCAAUCGUUUAAUGCAAAUUAAUAAUUAUUACCUACCUGAGUGAGUCCCUAACUUCUUCUGAUAAAACCUGUGUAUGUUUAUGUAUGUUUCUAAUAUUAAUAAGUCUGAAUAUUUUUUAAGUAUUGUGGUGAGCUAGGUACAUUUCUAAAUAAAAAACUAGAGAAAACAAACUCGAACCAGGUUUCGAAUGGGAUCAAUCCAGCGCCCAGAUCAAUAUACCGACUACUAUACUACCGAGACUACCUAUAACGAAUGUGUUGAAUUUCUCCUAAUAUAUUAGAGCGAGGCCACGACACUCCGUUGCGACGUCGCAUCGCAAAAAAGCCUUACAAUGGCCGGCAGCGUAACGGACAUUUCUGCGAUGCGUUGAACGACGUCGUAGACUUCUAUUAUGCAACUCCGCUACGAAGUGUUGUAGCCUCGCCCAUAGGCUUUAAGGCCUAAAAAAUAUAAUAAUGUAUGAAGCAGUUUAAUGCUUAAGUAAAAAGUAUAAUAUUCGUAUACACUGCUAUUUCUUCUCUCGAAUAUUGGAUGCAAACUAUAUUUUUUUUUUCGUUUGACUUACAAAGUGAGUUGGUGACGCUGACGAUAAAAGUAGGUACUAGAAGAAAUUCGAAGCGUCUGUUAUGGUCUCGAUACAACGAUAUUAAAUAUCGUUGGCUCGGUAGCUUAAUGGGCUGUACAUUUGCAGGAUAGCGAAGAUCGCUAAUUUCAUUCCAACCUGGCCAUAUAGACCAAGAGCUACUGAACCCUGCGAGUACCGGUAUGUCUGUAAGGCUAGAAAUUCUUAUAGUGAUGUGUCAAAGCACACUUAGUACAGUAAGCAUCGCCUGGCACGCCUCAGCCCUGCACGUCAUCAAGCACAAUAUUUUUGAAAUUGUCGGCAAAAUAUAUAAAAAGAAAUUAUAAUAUAUAAAAAGCUUGAAAUUUUUAUACCAUUGUGUUUAAUUAAUUUUCGAUAUGCAUAAAUAAGUACCCGACAGGUGAACUGAAUGGUGUGUAAUAUAUAAAUUAAAAUAAACUUUAUUACGUAAAGUUGAAAUUUAUUAAUAUCUUCUAAGCGAUUUAAAGUAAGUAGGUAUAAUGACAGGCGGUUCUGGCUAGCAUAAGUCCUUGACAGGUGAGGGAAAAGAUGCUAUGGAAGUGCGAGUAAGAGACGUAACGUGAACUCAGUGGUGCGAUUGAGACAGUUUAUCUUAAGGUGAAAUUGGAGGGUAGUAUAUCUGCUUCUGUAAGAAUAUUUUCUGUAAGAAUAUAGAACGAAAAAUUUCGUCAGCUGUAACAACGAUUUAUCUACGUGAAGUCGUAUUUAACAAUCUUACGAAGAAUUUUGCUGAUUUAUAUUAUGAAUUACUUUAAAGUUUAAUAUUUCAAUUAUACACUAAUAUUAAUGAGGAUCAUUACUAGGUCAGCAAAAUCAAUACAAAUUCAACAGUCAAAUCAAAUUCAAAUAUAUAGUGCUUGAUGACGUGCAGGGCUGAGGCGGGCCAGGCGAUGCUUACCGUACUAAGCGUGCUAUGACUCAUCACCAUACAGUGGCGUAGCAUAGGUCACUAGCACCCGGUGCGGAUUCCAAAUUUGCCGCCCUCUUAUUUUUGCAAUCCAUUAUAAAAAAAUUGAGGCAUGGUAAAAAGAGUACUUUUAUUGAAUAACACUAACCUAAGAGUGAAAUUAACAUUUUUUGACAUAGAGUAGAAGGUAGACUAUCACAAUAUCACUUUUUUUAUAUAUUUUUUUUUCUCUAUCUGCCACCUCCGCAGCGCCGCCCCCGGCAAAGUGCCGCCCGGUGCGGACCGCACCCCCCGCCCCCCCCCAUGCUACGCCACUGUCACCAUAAGAAUUACUACCCUUACAGACAUACCGUUACUCGAAUUGUUCAGUAGCUCUCCUACUAAUGGAUGAUAAUUUCUAGUAAAAACCUCUUUAAAUAUACUUACUUACUUAUUUGGAGAAAAGUACUAAACGGCAGUACUAAAUAAUUUGAAGACACCACUUAUAUUCUAACAAUAUCUCUCUAUUCCGACAACAGGUAUCUCAUAAAAUAGCAACGCACAAGUUUGGCAUAGACAACGAUUAGAAUGUGGUUUUAUUUCACAUUACGCCAGAAUCAUUCAAUGAAUUUAAUUGUUAAAGAUGAAAAAUAAGAAAAAUCGCACAUUUUAAUUACUAAAUACUUAUAUCAUUUACAAUAAUUUUAUCGUUCAAAUAAUUUUAAGCGCGAUACGAUAUGUUUGUAAAUAUUAGUAGGUAGAUUAAUUAGAUUUGUAAAUUGGUCAAUUCCCAGUUAAAAUAUUGUUCUCAAACUAUAUAGUUAUAGCGAAAAUUUCUCUUUGCUUUGCUUUAAAUUAUCUCGCCGUGCACAUAGGUCCUUGAACAUUUAAUAUUUGCUUUUGUAGAAAUAGAACUUUGUCUUCAUAAAUACUUAUUACAUAUUAGAUAACCUCAUACUGCUAAGAACAUACCUAUCGAAUAUCAAUAAAUUGAUCCUGAUGAUUUGUUAUGCUAAAGUUAAAAAAUAUGUUUUUAUAUUUAAGGGAAGACGACCUUAUUAAUUUGUUGUUUGGGUUUCCAAUUAAUUUGUUGUACAAAAUAUAUAUAUGUAACUACAUACUUACUUAUCACUGAUUAAAAGGGCCGAUUUAUUUAAUCGAUAGGUACCUAUUAGAUACCGCUUAGUGAAUCUUAGUAGACAUGAAAACAAAGUUAUUUAAUUAAUAGUACCGUGUAAAUAGAAAAGACAGCAACAUUUGAUUAUCAAUUACAUAAAAAUGUAUCCGCGUAGGUACCUACCCGUUACGUAAAUACUUAUAAGAUCAACAUCUGCACUGCAAUUUAAACUGUGAAUAAUUAAAACAUUAUUGUUGUGAGCCUGUAAAAAAGCUAAUUAAAAAUACAAUUUUAAAUGAAACUCUUCAUCCGCAGAUGAAACAAGCAAGCUACUGUGCAAUAAAAUAAGUAACAUUUAUAUAAUUGGUUCUAACAAUUUAUACUCGAAUUAAAUAUUUUAAAAUAAAUGACCACUCCAUUAAUUAUUAUUUUUUACCAUCUAACUGGUGGGUGUUUAAAUUUAAAGAAUAUUUACCUAGAAAAUGGUUUCAGCCGAGACCUGAGGCCGUAUUAUGAACGUAUAAGAGCGGACGCGAGUUGAGAGACAUUUGAGAAAUAGGUAUUUGAAAAAACUAUUGCUAUCACGCAUUGGCAAAUACCGUGCGAUAGGGACAACAGUAGUUAACGCUGAAAUUUACAUAUAAAUAUUGCAAAAUUCUAUAUAUUGUUUUAAACUUUCAUGGUCACUAUCAUUAUAGCUAUUAACGGGAUUGUUACCAUGUACCUUGUUUUUUAUGAGUCUCCGAUAUUUCGGCACUGUUGCAAGCACCAUGAUCACGGAGUAACUGAAGUAAUUGCGGGUAGAUGAUGAUCGGAAACUCAUAAAAAACAAGGCACAUGGUAACAAUCCCGUUAAUAGCUAAAAUGCAAAAUUCUAGGUUUGGCUCUAGACUAUUUCCUCCUCGAAAAUUAAACAUACGUAGAAGUUUUACCCGUAGAAUAAAAAGUAGUUAAACUAUGCCUCUAUGUUUUGCUUUUUAUGUAAAUGUUUAUUAAAUCUCCACGCUAGACGUCUUUAGUGGUGAUAAUAAUUUGUUUAUUUUGGCAUGUUUGAGGGCUUCGAGUUUCUUCGAAAUACAAUAUAAAUUUUUUGUAUCAUAAUUACAAUUUUUAGUGAUUCAAGGAGGAAUCCUUCGAGAACGUUUGUAUGGAAAAAGCAUUGCCCGCCUCCCCCCCUCUUAACGCCAGGCAAAAACAGUGAUUGAAGUGGGAUGUCGCGCUACUGUGCGUAUGUGAUGUCUCGCUUUAACAAUGGAACCUGCCUGGGGGUCAAUCGCCUAACAGGAUUGCUAUGGUUAUCGCUAUCGCUUACGAUUUCAUAUUGUUAUUUCUGACCCCCGAAGGUUUUCAAAGGCCUAAUAAUUGGCCCCCUGGUGUUAGGAGUUGAUAAUUAUGAACACAUAACUCCAGGCGCGCACGCAUGUGAUGUCUCACUUUAACAAUGGAACUUGCCUGACGUUAGGAGUUGAUAAUAUGGCCUCUGGACCGAGUGGAUCUUUUUCUACGAAAAUGUUCCUUACACUCCAUUAUUGUUUUGAUUUAUCGCAAUUAAUGAUUGAACACUUAAAUACUAUUGAAGGUUUAUUAAUAGCGCUUAAGCACAGGGUGUAUAUUGUUUUAUUGAUAACUUUAAGUUAGAUAAUAAGGAUCUUUGACGUUACUAAGUGCGUUUUAUCUCUAGGAUGACAAAUAAUUCUUCGUUACAUAUUAUUACAUUUUAUUUUAUGAAAUAUUAAAUAAGCUAAAAUACACAAAAAUUACUUAUAAUAUAUCCUUUCUUCAUUGACUUGGUAAAUGUUAUUUUGUUAAUUUGAUUUGUCGUUAUUAUAAAACAAAUAAAACAUUGGGUAUAUGUCUUUAUAUUAUAUGCUUCUAAGUAUAUUGCGUAGCUACAACCUAAUCGUGUUUGCACAUAACAUUACGAGCCCUUACCGCCAAAUUAUCGUAAGCGACACUCGCCAAAUUAUCGUAAGCGACACUUUUGUCGCAAUGCGUUUUUUGUGGAAACUAAUAUUUUAAACCGUAACGGACCCAUCUCUGUUGAUAUUUCCCUCCAAAAGAACACCGUUAUAAUAUAAUAGAGGGAAGAAUAGAGGGAAAUAUUAACAGAGAUGGGUCCGUUACGGUUUAAAAUAUUAGUUUCCACAAAAAACGCAUUUCGACAAAAGUGUCGCUUACGAUAAUUUGGCGAGUGUCGCUUACGAUAAUUUGGCGGUAAGGGCUCGAUUAGAUUUUUGAAGAAACGUACUUAAUUAGGAAAAGAUUGCGCAUAAAGUACCUAUUACUUUUGUCUUUAUCUGUUGUUCAGCAGGCUCAAUCAUAACAACAACUGUGACAGAUAGUAACAGUUGAAAUUUUAACUAAAUGUGGAUUACUAUUGCUGCUUUAACUUCGAAUUAUAAAUAAAUGAAAAAACGUAAAAUCAAUAAGGAUUCGGGUAUCCGUGCCAUACAUGAAAUACUUUUGCGAUUUGCGAAAUGAGCGUUUUUACAACGCACAAUAAAUGUACUGAUAAGGCCAUUUAUAUAUUUAUAUACUUACCGAAACAUUGAUGUACAGAGCUCUAUAGUCAUGUGUACGAUUUAAGAUGGUAUGGAUUUUAUAAGAAAUUUCACUCGAAAUACUUACCUCAGCACAGCAGUAACUCAGCAGUGCUAUUCUGUAAGAACAAACUCACUUUUCACCGCGAAAUUCGCCGAUGUAAUUUGAAAUUCGUGUUCUAAUUUUAAAUCACACCGUGGAUUUCAGAUGGAAAAUGAGUUUGUUCUACAGGUGAAAUUUUUGUUUAGACCAUGAUAAGACUGAAGAGAAGUAGGUCGUUGUUGAAAUUAACGAUUUUGAAGUCUAUGAUUGCGACGAAUCAAAUUUUACUAGCAUAUUACAAUUUCAGAAUCACAAAUGUAAAGUCAGGAUUAAUACCUGUAGAUCACGCCCCUAAUUAAAAUAAACAACGAUAACUCGGUAACUUAUUCGUAAACCGAACAGUGUCGAAUCAUCGUGUGUUAGUUAAGUAAGCUUUCUGCCUCAUUGUUCGUCAUUGCCUGAUACCAGUUACACAAAAUUAAAGUAAAUUAGGUAGCAUUUUUGAAAAGUAUCCGAGCUGUGGAUUUUAAAUUAAUAAUUUCAAUGAUGUACAAUCACCUUUGAAAUCUACAGUACAGCAAGUACUUAUAAUUUUGAUCAACGGAGAAUAAUGCAUCGCGUCAGAUCUUUGUCUUUCUAAUACGAAACAUAACAUCGUGUCUAUGUUAUAGAAAUUUAUAUACUGUAAAAACUAGUACUCAUGAAAUUUUAGCUGUUAAAUAUCCUUAACUAGAAUAAUAAAUAUAUAUAAGUCGCCACCUUGCGAAAAUAUGUUCGCUUAAAUCAUUUGAAAAUUGUUGCCUUGAAAUAAUUUAGUCACAGAAAACUGGUUGUUUCAGCUUUUAAUAAUCUCACAAUUAUAUUAGAAUAACGUAACGAUAAGUUAAGUAUUUUAUAUUUCAACAACAUUAAGCGCAAUGUGAAUGCGUUUAUCGUAUUAUGUAAUUUUGUCUGUGAUCAAAAUUUUAUAUUGUUAAGCUGAAAAAUAAGCGCAUUUAAUUAUGAAAAAAUGCAUGCUGUGUAUUUAUACAUUCUGUUAACUAUCCAUUCGCCUUUUAUCGUAUGCCUGAUAAUUAUUAUAAAGAAUAGGCUCAAAAUAAAUUUGUGUGCCGAGACCUAUAACCAUCUAUAACUUUGGACUAACUAGAAAUUUAUAUAUCUUCUAUAUUACAAAAUAUUUGGUUUUUCUUAUUUUAUAACCUGUAAUCGAGGCUAUCUAUCACGUAACCACAUAAUUAGGAAUGAACAUAAAGGCACAAUCGAAAAUUUGUGAUCUGCCGCUUAUUGGCUAGAACCGCUUUAGCUCGACCUUGAAAAAAUAGCACAAGCGAGUUGAAAACUUUUCCAAAUAGAUUAUUUUCUUAAUGAGCAACAUUUAAUAGAAUGUAUAAAUAACAAGUUUACCAUAAUGAAACUGCAUCUUUUGAAUUUUCUGAUUUAAUAUCGUUAAUCAUACAAAUAAAGUUAUCUAAAUUACGUUAUUUACAAAAUAUUGUGCUAAAGCAUGAUGCGUGUUUAAACAACCGAUAAAUGAAGAAAUAAGUAGCCAAUUAAACAUAAGUAAUUGUUGCGAUAAUACUUUACAAUAGUUUGAACUGUGAAUAGGUUCUUUGCAAUGAAAGUCUGGCCUAUAAUAGGUUGAUUAUGUCCUACCUACUUAUGAUUAGGUACCUGCCUAAUUUACUUUACUAUUGCUUAUGUUAAAUUGUUAAUAUACAAAAUCUGUUCAAAAAGUAUCUCGAAUUGUUGACUUCCGCGAGCUAUUAUUUUAUUAUUUUUUAUGACGUUAUAUUGGUACUUUUAUCCCUCACUUAUGAUAAAAGAAUCGGAAUUUUGAAUGUUUAAUUAAUUUUUGACAGCUGCUUUCCCUAGACGUGUUUGGCCCAUCAUCGAUUUCUUCCUGUUCCUUGAUUGGGAUUACAUAAAAAAAAAACUUUUUGAAAAGUCACAAAAUUCACUUUAUUUUUUGAACAGCCCUCGUGCCUACCAAGAGAUCCUUCUCGUGGUGAGCAUUAAAUCUGACUUUAUUAAAGAGUUAAAUAUGUACCUAAUUCUAAUUCAAUAAUACGGUUCAUGUUUAUCUUUACUUUAAAUAUUGUUUAUUCAAUUGAGACUUUUCAACGAGGCAAGCCAUCACUUGACUUAAAUAUUCCUGCGUUAAAUAAUUUGAAACUGUAUCGCCUGCAAUAAAUUUUUUGUUGAUCACUUUUUAAACAAGUCUUAAUUUGUUUUAUUUUUCUAUCGAGAGAAACGUUUGUUUACUCUAAAUACUUUCUAAAAAACCAAAUUCUAAUUUAACAGAAGUUUUCUGAGCACUUACCCAAAGAACAAGUUAUAAAUAGAUAUGUAUUCAUUUGAAGAAACUUGUAUUUAAUUACCUAUGCUUUAUUCUACUUUUAUACAAUAUAAUUAAUAAUUAUUCGUUGACUAUUGUUAUGAUGAAACGAACUGUAGGUACAUGCUGGGUAUAAACAUGUACUUUAUAGGUCAUAAUGAAGAAAGCACAUUAGUCACAUAGUUUAUUCGAACGUUGCAUUCAUUGAACAGCGCAAAUUUUGUGAAACAAGUUCAGUGAAAUAAAAUAUCACGCACAUGCGAU